Arvicola amphibius (Eurasian water vole) is the source of this 765-nucleotide messenger RNA. RefSeq names its product kallikrein-9-like. NCBI's taxonomy places the organism in Eukaryota, Metazoa, Chordata, Mammalia, Rodentia, Cricetidae. Gene Ontology annotation, molecular function: serine-type endopeptidase activity. The record is from RefSeq and is a predicted model, not a curated record. Gene Ontology annotation, biological process: proteolysis.
AUGAAGCUGGGACUCACCUUCGUGUUGCUCUCUCUGCUGGCAGGCCACUGUGGAGCCGACACCCGCACCGUGGGAGCACCGGAAUGCCAGCGGCACUCUCAGCCCUGGCAGGCGGGCCUCUUCUACCUCACACCGGCAGCUGCCUGCGGAGCCACGCUCAUUAGUGACCGAUGGCUCCUCACAGCUGCCCACUGCCGAAAGCCGUACCUGUGGGUCCGCCUUGGGGAGCAUCAUCUGUGGCAGUGGGAAGGCCCUGAGAAGCUGCUUCUGGCCACAGACUUCUUCCCCCAUCCCGGGUUCAAUUCGGAUCUCUCCGCCAAUGACCACAAUGAUGACAUCAUGCUGAUCCGGCUACCCAGGAAGGUCCAGAUGAGUGCAGCUGUGCAGCCCCUCAACCUCAGCCAGAGCCUGCCGACCGUGGGCUCCCAGUGCCUUAUCUCUGGCUGGGGCAGCGUGUCCAGCUCAAAACUACAGUACCCAAUGACACUUCAGUGCGCCAACAUCAGCAUCCUGGACAACAGGCUUUGUCGCUGGGCGUACCCAGGCCACAUCUCUGACAAGAUGCUGUGUGCUGGCCUGUGGGAGGGUGGCCGAGGAUCCUGCCAGGGUGACUCUGGGGGACCCCUGGUGUGCAACGGAACCCUGGCGGGUAUCGUGUCUGGGGGAUCUGAGCCUUGUUCCAGACCCCAGAGACCCGCUGUCUACACCAGCGUAUGCCACUACCGGGACUGGGUUCAAAAAACCAUGGAAGAAAACAGUCUAUAG